Molecule: messenger RNA, 3834 nt
Organism: Penaeus chinensis
Lineage: Eukaryota; Metazoa; Arthropoda; Malacostraca; Decapoda; Penaeidae
Product: signal peptide, CUB and EGF-like domain-containing protein 1
Exons: 21
Coding region: 662-3757 (1031 amino acids)
Biological process (GO): signal transduction
Cellular component (GO): cell surface
Molecular function (GO): calcium ion binding
Source: RefSeq, a predicted model, not a curated record
UGGUGAGAGCGCGGCGGCGGCGGCGGCGGCGGCGGUGGCGGGAUCUCUUGUCCCACCACCACACUCCUACAGUCCACCACCACCUCCUCCUCUCCGCCAUACCAGCCGGUCAGCAGAGCCCGCCACAUCAUCUCUGCACUGCCAGUCUGCCUGAGUCGGUGUCGCACUUCACACCACCUGCCGAACCGGAAACAGCUGGUGCAGGCCCAUAAAAGAUUUAUAGACCAAUUCUAGCGCAUUCUAGAAUAGACUGAUGGUUUCACCGAUACUUACUUUCUUGUUUGUGCGCCACUGAGUUUGUUGCACUGACGUAAGCGAGCAAAGAAAACGCUUGUGUGUGUUUCCGUGCAUGGUCGCCAGCCUAAUCAACCCAAGAGAGAUACUGUUUCUGCGCGGCAACGAAAUGUCACGAAAUAAUGACAAGAAAUGAAGAACUCUCCUAAGCCCCGUUACCACGACGAGGAUGUUAUAUUGAACGACUUUAUCUACGUCGCCAUUACCAAAGAAAUUCGAAAUUGUCCGCAAGAUGAAUGACUCCCGCGAGACCGACGUGCUCCGAGUCUGACACUCCGAAGACUCGCCGCGUCUGCAGCUCCAGAGGCAGAUGGGCGGCCUUUGAACCCGCCACGACGAUGCUACGGGCGUGUAGCGUCUAGCAAGGAUGCAGGUGCGUUGGGCGGCCGCUGGCAUACUAUGUCUCCUGACGUGGGCGCUCCAUGUGGCGGCGGCGGCGGCGGCGGCGGCGGGCGUGGAACCCAGCUUCGAGCAAGGGCGUGGUCUGGCGUCAGGACCCGCGAGGUUGAGACACGGCCGCUCCUUCGCCUACUCCUUCCGCCACGCCCGCACGAGAGCCGCCGGCGCCUCCUCUGACCGCCCCAACCGGAAGUACCGUGGGAAACGCCCAGACGCGUGCAAGACAGGGCGCCACAAGUGCGACAGGAACGCGGUGUGCAAGAGCUUCAAGCGCCUCCACAGGUGCUCCUGCAAGAAGGGCUGGGAAGGAAACGGCCGCGCAUGCGCAGACGUGGACGAGUGCCGCCUGCGGAACGGCGGCUGCGUGCACGUGUGCGCCAACUCGCCGGGCAACUACAGCUGCUCGUGCCACGGGGGCUUCGCGCCCGACCCGCUCGACCCACACAACUGCCAGGACGUCGACGAGUGCGCGGAUCGCAACGGCGGCUGCCAGCACUCCUGCAGGAACACCAUCGGCUCCUUCGCCUGCGGCUGCAGAGAGGGCUUCACGCUCGCCACCGACGGCCGCUCCUGCGUCGCGUCGCCGGCGUGUUGGAAUCUGCGAUGCCGACAGCACUGUUUAGUCAGCGCUGCCGGGACCCCCUCGUGUGGAUGUCGCGAAGGUUACGUCCUCGUGAGGACAAGGCAGUGCGACCCAACGUGCGCUGUUGGUAAUGGAGGCUGCCAACACCACUGCCACCAGUCCACUAAUGGGCCCGCUUGCACCUGCCACUCCAAGUACCUCCUGGCAGCCGAUGGCCAGUCUUGCGUGCCGUCCUGUGCCAUCAACAACGGAGGAUGCGAGCGCCGUUGCCACAACACCGCUACGGGAGUUCGAUGUUCUUGCACCAAGGGGUUUCUGCUGCACUCCGACCACCGCUCCUGUCUUGAUGUGGACGAAUGCGCGACUGACAACGGAGGGUGUGAAUACCAGUGCAUCAAUAACUACGGCAGCUACGAAUGCGUGUGUCCAACCGGCCACAAACUCCAGCCGGACGAACGCACCUGUCGAGACGUGGACGAAUGUGCUGUCAAGGGCACCUGCGAACACAUGUGCACGAAUUCCCCGGGGUCUUAUCAGUGCUCGUGCAAGGAAGGAUACCAGUUGUUUGCAACGGCGCACUGCGGGGACGUGAACGAAUGCAGCGUGGACAACGGCGGCUGCAGCCAGGAGUGCAUCAACAUCGAGGGUUCGUAUAAGUGCGCAUGCGAAGCCGGAUACCGCCUGCACCCGAACGGCAAAGACUGUCUGCAGACGGACAAAUGCACGCCGCUGAGGAACCCAAAUAAGGCGGAGGUAUCAUGCUACCACCUGGAGGACUACGGGUACGAGGAGCGGUGCACGGUGCGCUGCCGUCAGGGCGCGCGCUUCACCUCAGGCCCCGAUGACUACUACGUGUUCACCUGCGGCCGCCACACCGCCUUCACCUGGACGACCCAGGAGCCCGCUGCUAACGCUUCUCACCUUGCUUGUUCAGAAUCUCAGGUCGAGCCAGGAUUUAAGUGGUCGGUGAGGCUGAUGCUGACGACCAGUGUUGCCAAUAACACGACGCUCCCCUCCGUUGCCAAACCACUCAUUGACGCGCUGACAGAUAAAAUCAACUUCUGUAUGGACAAGUGUCACCUGCGCUUCAUCUCGGAACAAGUGACGAAAGCCAAGCGCAUGAAGAUCCCGCCAGACACGCAAGUGAUCCGCGCCGCCUUCGAAGUGCUUGUGUUCCCGCCGCCGCCCCAACGCCGGUGCCGCCACAGCUGUGCCCGGCGCCACGCUCGGAGACUCAUUCCUGGCGUCUUGGGCACGUUGAGGAAGACUCUCCUUACUCUACGAGAAGUCAUCAGCGACACCGGCCAGAAGUAUGAGAUCAUCCCGAAGACGUUCAAGACAAGGCGGCACCACCAGGAGGCGUGUCCAGACGGCUAUGUCCUCAUCGGAAACAAGUGCGUGGCGUGCAGCCAGGGGUCAUACCACGACCCGCGCAGCAACCUGUGCCUGGCAUGCCCGGCCGGGAAGUACCAGGAGCGCGAGGGCCAAACCUCGUGCCAGCCGUGCCCGCCCUCCGCCCCCCCGGGAGGCCCUCACAAGCCCGCGGCUCGCAACGCCUCCGAAUGCUCUGACGCGUGCCCUGCUGGUCACUGGAGCAUUGACGGCUUCAGCCCCUGCCGCCCCUGCCCGGCCGGGACCUUCCAGUCUGACAUUGGUAGGGUAGAGUGCAUACCCUGCCCGGAAGGACUGACCUCCCCUGGUGCCGCUUCCUCGCUUUCUCAGUGUCUCCAGGGUGCUCAGGUUUGCCAGCCGGGGCAUUUCUGGAGUCGCACAUCCCGACAGUGUGAGAGCUGCCCCCAAGGGUACUACCAGCCUGACCAAGGCGCCUCCUCCUGCCGCCAGUGCCCCGGGGGCGUCGACACUGACCACACAGCUUCCGUAACCGUUGAUGAUUGCAAGAGACAAGAAUGCGGUGGUUUUGUGGGGAAUCUCUCGGGUGUGUUCGAAACCCCAAACUACCCCGGCAACUACCCAAACAACGCGAGAUGCACUUGGAUCGUUAAGCCUGCAAAAGGACGGAAAGUUCUUGUAGUCGUGCCUGAAAUUCGACUGAGUCACGAUCAGUGUGGAGACUACCUGGUGUUGAGGAAAUCCAAAUCGCCGUACAGUACCGUGACCUACGAGACGUGUUCGAGCGUGGACCGGCCGAUGGUGUUCACUUCCCGUUCCCGCCGCCUCUGGGUUCACUUCCGCAGCGACGGGAACGGCACGCAGCAGGGAUUCCGCAUACGAUUCGUCACUUACAAUGAGGAGUACCACAAGUUGAUCGAAACAAUCGUGAAAGACAACCGCCUGUAUUCCCUUCACAAUCACCUAGAGAUCUUGAGGGACCGAGAGCUGCUUCCUCGCCUCCUGGAGGUGGUCGCGGAGCCCAUCAAGUACUACGAGUAUGCGAAGAAGAAGGAGAAGCUCUUUCCCUCGUCCUUCAUCAGGCUCCUCACGCCCAAGGUCAGGCGGUUCUUCUCGUACAAGAGGAGAUAGUGACAAUCGGAGGGAAAAUGGAGUCGCCUGAGGGAAGCGUGUCUUAGUCAGUGAAAUGAAGCUAAUGAAAAUGAAAA